UUCAUUUCUUCAUCCUCAAAGUUCACUUUACGCAAAAACUUAUCAGGCUUUUCAUUCAACUUGUGUUUGUAAUCAUCAAUGGCUAUGGUUAUUGAGACUGCUUUAAAGCUCGCAUUCGGCGAGUUACUGAGCGUAGUUGUAGCGCAAACUAUGCAAAGUGUCAAGAUCAAAACCCUACUCAAACGUGUUAAAACUACCCUAAAAAGUAUAGAGCCCAUCUUUUUUGAAAUCUGGAGAUUGAGAAAAGUAUUGGAUCGUCCUGAAGAAGAAACCACAAUGUUCAUCUCUCAUCUCGAAGAAGGGAAAGAGCUCAUUGUUAAGUACUCGAGGAUCAAGUUCUGGAAUAUUUACCAAAAAUUUGUUUAUUCCAAUAAGCUGAUUCGACUUAACAAUGACCUCUUGUGGUUCUUCCAGAUAGAACUGCAGGGGAAUUCGUUGAGCACUAGUAUGCGAAGUUUAAUUGGGAUCCAUGAUUUAUCAGACAAAAUGGAUCAAUUACUUUCAGCUAUGACAACUCAUGCGCGUGCUAAUGACCGUUCAUGCAGAGUUCCACGGCUUCCUGAACAUAUUGUUGGGUUCAAGUUGCACCUUGAAGAGUUGAAGCGUAGGCUGCUCAAUUAUGACACCGAAGUGUUGGUGGUUUCGGGUCCUGGAGGUUGUGGAAAGACUACUCUCGCGAAGAUGCUUUGUCAUGACAAUGAAAUGAAAGAAAUAUUUGGUGAGAAUAUCCUUUAUGUUACAGUCUCUAGACAAUCCAGUCUUAAGAUCAUUAUGGAAAAAAUAUUUGAGCAUUAUGGCGAAAAUCAUUGUGAGUUUCAAACCGACGAAGAAGGAAGGAAUCAUCUUGAAAAACUGAUAAAUCAAAUGGGAUCAAAUAAAAUGUUACUAGUCUUGGAUGAUGUGUGGUCUGAAUCAGAGUCCAUUAUUCAAGAUCUUAUGUUCCAAAUACAAGGAUGCAAAGUUUUGGUCACAUCAAGAUUCUUGUUUCCAAGGUUUAGUUCCACUUAUGAGUUGAGCUUGUUGAAUUAUGAAGAUGCAAGAACUCUUUUUUGCUACUCUGCGUUUCCAAGUGAUAGGAUUCCCAUUAAUGUGACUGAUGAUCUCAUGAACAAGAUUGUUAAAUUUUGUAAGGGACUUCCAUUGGCCCUAACCGUAGUUGGUGCAUCGCUGUGUGGACAACCUGUGCUUAAAUGGAAAACAACUCUCAAGAAAUGGUCAGAAAGUGGAUCUAUUUUGCAGUCAAACAUCAACAUACUUCAUAGUCUGAAGUCAAGUGUGGAUGCACUGGAUGAGUUAUCUAUUGCUAAAGAAUGUUUCUUGGAUUUGGGCUCAUUUCCUGAAGCCGAACGAAUUUCAGCCAUGGUUCUUAUGGAUAUGUGGGUGGAAUUGUACAAUCUAGAUGAUGAGGGAAUGCAUACAAGUGAAACUCUUCAUGAACUUUCAUUAAGAAAUCUCAUCAAUCUUGUUCCAUUAAGGAAAUAUGCUGGUGAACUAGACGGCUAUUGUAACGAGCUUUUUGUUACACAACAUGACUUGCUAAGAGAGUUAGCCAUCCACAUGAGCAGUCAAGAACCUAUUGUAGAAAGAAAACGAUUGUUUGUAGAUAUCCACAGGAAUGAGUUCCCCACAUGGUGGAUUUCAGAAACAGAACAACCCAUCAACGCUCGUAUCUUAUCUAUCUCAACAGAUGAAGAGUUCGGCUCAAUGUGGUAUGAUUUAAAAGCACCUAAAAUUGAGGUAUUGAUAUUGAACAUAAGAAGUACAAAAUACACACUAGCCGAGUUUAUCAAAAGAAUGGACCAAUUAAAGUUUUUAACUAUCACAAGCUAUAGUGAUUAUCCUUCUCAGCUGCACAAUCUUUAUUUGAUGAGUGUUUAUCCAACCUAAGAACAAUCAGAUUUGAACAC
Molecule: messenger RNA, 1907 nt
Organism: Helianthus annuus (common sunflower)
Lineage: Eukaryota; Viridiplantae; Streptophyta; Magnoliopsida; Asterales; Asteraceae
Product: probable disease resistance protein At5g66900
Exons: 5
Coding region: 79-1887 (602 amino acids)
Biological process (GO): defense response to fungus
Molecular function (GO): ADP binding
Source: RefSeq, a predicted model, not a curated record